This is a messenger RNA of Anneissia japonica, 2055 nucleotides long. RefSeq names its product transforming growth factor-beta receptor-associated protein 1-like. The record is from RefSeq and is a predicted model, not a curated record. Gene Ontology annotation, cellular component: membrane; cytoplasm. The transcript has 15 exons. Gene Ontology annotation, biological process: autophagy; vesicle-mediated transport; endosomal vesicle fusion. NCBI's taxonomy places the organism in Eukaryota, Metazoa, Echinodermata, Crinoidea, Comatulida, Comatulidae. The coding region runs from base 202 to 2055 and encodes 617 amino acids.
GGAGAGAGGAAAAACAUCAGGAUUGGAGCUUCCGGAAAAAGGUCGCAAAAUCUAUGCUGGCUCUGCUACCGAAUGCGUCGAAUUUGUCUUGGAAAAGAUGUUAUACUCCGGUGUUAUUACUGUUUCUUAAGAACUAUUGAAAGGUAGGCCUAGCAGCAGACAGAAGCAUCAAUUCUGUCAGAGGAGACCGAUACAGUAAAUAUGAGUGUGAAAGCAUUUGAACUUGUCCCAGCAAUAGAGAGGUUGCAAUUGUUAGGUGACAAAGCCAAGACUUCGAGGAAGCCUAUUGCCCAGUUGAAGGCGGCCUCAGCAUUGACCAGGAUCUUGGUGCUUUGUGAUAAUGUACUUACUCUACUUAAUAUGUUCAAUCUGGAACCAAUACUCUCUGGAGCCAAGAUUAAAGGGGUGACAUCAUUUACUGUUAAUGAGAACCCAACAAGUAGUAAUCCUUUUGCAAUUGAGGUUUGUGUAGCAACACGUAAGAAAUGCAUCCAGCUGUACAGCAUCACGGAAGAUAAGAUGAACUUAAUGAAAGAAGUAACAAUACCUGAUACACCAGUUAUAAUGAGUAUGGAUCGCUACUGUGUCUGUGUUGCCAUGGCAACAGAGUACUGCCUUGUCGACAGUAACACUUUGCAGGUUACUGACCUCUUUCCAUAUGAACACGAGACUUCAGCUCCAGUUGUGAAAAGAGUAGGCAAGGAGGAGUUUCUACUAUCUGGGCCAGGUGCUUUGGGAAUGUUUGUAACAUCAGCUGGGAUGUCACAGCGCCCUCCUUUGAAGUGGUCUGAAUCUGUGUGUGGUGUUUGCUACGCAUUUCCAUAUAUCGUUGCUUUAGACGAUGAGUUUUUAACAGUACAUAGUGUCCUAGACCAACAGCAAAAACAGACUAUUCCAUUUUCUGGUGGGAAAAUUCUAGGGGAUUACGAUGGCAAAAUAUAUAUAGCAUCCAGUAAAGAAGUAUAUUCAUUGGUGCCAUUACCAGUUGAAAAGCAGAUCUCAGCUCUGUUAGCAGAUAAGAGGGUAGAAGAAGCACUAACACUGGCAAAGAAUGCAAGAAAAACAGGAUUAAGUAAAGAAAUGUUUAGAAGGAUGUAUGUUCGUAUUCAACAACAAGCAGGGUUUAUCAAGUUAGCUCAAUAUGAAUUCGAAGAAGCAUCACAGUUAUUUAAGGAUGGAGCACUUGAUGUCAGGGAGUUAAUAAGCUUGUUUCCAAACCUUCUCCCGGGCAGUACAAGCUUCAACCGCAGCCUUCCACCUCUCCAUGACUUCGCUGAUAUUAAACAAAUUGUUCGCAGCGAUAAAGUUAAACUUGCCGAAUGUAAAGUAUUCCUUAUCACCUUCCUGGAAAAUGUUAGAGGAACACCUCUCACAAUUGGUAUGAAAGAGGAUGUUGAUACUACACUAAUGAAACUCUAUGCAGAGUGUGACCUCAUAAAGCUACAGAAGUUAGUGUCAACAGAAAAUUCCUGCAAACUUGAAGAUAGCUUUAGUAUACUAGAAAAGAACAAAUGCCACCAUGCCCUUGCCACUCUCAGUCGUUACCAUGGAGAUAAUGAAAGUGCUCUUCAGAUAUGGGUCAAGCUAGUCGAUGGCCAGCUACAAGACAAUAGCUUCCCUGGGUUUGACUUCGUGAUUGACUUUAUGUCAGUAUUAAGUGACCAUGAAUUACUGUGGAGGCAUGUUGAUUGGGCGUUAACAAAAGACCAGGAUAAGGCUGUCAAGGUUUUUACUGAAAGGCCAGCAACAGAGACAUCAAGUGAACGUCUACGACCCGAUGAUGUCAUAGCCUUUCUACAUUCAUACCCUAAGGCAGUAAUAAGAUAUUUAGAAUUUUUAGUCUUCACCAAAAAUUUGGAGCAAACCUACCGAAUCUUUACAUCUGGACUUCUCCCUCACCCCCUUCCUAGCUCUUCUGUGACACACUCAAUUCUGGAUUUCUCUUCGCUGCCACCAUCAGGAAACGUUGUUAGUGCUAUCACGACAUUGACCAAUAAGGAAGCCAAGAAAAUCAUGCGAGUAUCUCCUUGCCCUCCAUAUUGGACAUUGUCUUAG